AUGAGGAGACUGGCCGGCGGCGCAUGCGCCGGGUGUGCAGCGCGUCGCUGUUCGAUCUGCCAGGGACGAAGACAGGCGUCGACGCGCAUUCGCUGGAUGCGAGCAAUAUGGUGGCGAGGGUGUGGAAGAUGGAUCGCGUGUCCGCAAUGGUCAAGUACUUUGUGGCCAAUUUUGAUGAAGCGCCCGUGGAUUGGCUUGCUGGUCGCAUUUGUAGGAGCCAGAGGAGAAAGACGUUGGUCAUGGAGCCCAACCCGGUCAGACAUCGGGGGAAGUUCUCGUCGUUUGAGCAGAAUGACCGCGACGGCUUGCUCACAUGAGAUGCUAGGCGGACAGUUGAACGGAUUGCAAAGGUGGUCCAAAAGAAUUCGGACCAAUACGAACGGAACAAUGCGGCUUAGGAUAUAG
This is a messenger RNA of Chondrus crispus (carragheen), 405 nucleotides long. RefSeq lists its product as hypothetical. The transcript has a single exon. NCBI's taxonomy places the organism in Eukaryota, Rhodophyta, Florideophyceae, Gigartinales, Gigartinaceae. The record is from RefSeq and is a predicted model, not a curated record. Bases 1 to 405 code for a protein of 134 amino acids.